This is a messenger RNA of Thlaspi arvense, 2099 nucleotides long. The record is from the annotation of a GenBank genome assembly. Lineage: Eukaryota; Viridiplantae; Streptophyta; Magnoliopsida; Brassicales; Brassicaceae.
GGACGACCAAUGUACAUCACAUGUUGACAAGUCACAAGUAUUUGAUGUUUUGAAAUAAAAUAAGAAAAGAAAUUGUGGGAUGUGUUAUUAGCUGGAUAUGCGUGGUGAGCGCUGAGAAAUUACGAAAGGAAAGAGGGCUGCGAAGAAGAUUCAACGGCUACCCAAUUUCAUCAUUUUGGCCAACAAUGUAUGUUAAAUGCGAUCAAUAAAUUUCAUCUAUCGGCCACCUGUUCUCUCUCUCUCUCUUUCUUCAUUAACUUUAUGUAUUAUAAUAUUUUUUUCCUCUCUCUCUCUCUCUCACUUACAUACAUCGCCAUCAUACAAUUUUACAUACAUACAUGCCCUCCUCCACAAGACUCAGACUCCACAGCAUGGGCUUUUCACGGUGGCUCAACCGCACCGUGGGCUUCUUCGUCUUCUUCAUCCUCGACAUUGUCGAUUUCUUGCUUUGCUUCACCUACAAGACGCUUGAUUUCUUCUUCGAAUCGGAGUGGAAACCGUGCUACUGUUGCCCGCCGCCCGAGGCCAAACCAGCGGCGGCCGGAGGGAGCAGAGGCGGGAAGAUGAUAGUGUCGGAUAGAUCAGGAGAGUACUCGAAGGUGGUGUCGCUCACAAGGACAAAGAUCCACUUGGAUGAGAUCUCCGACACACUCUACUCACGCCCUUCACUCCUCACAAGGCUCACUAAGCUGGUGAAGUGCUUCAAGAAGAAUGCUGCGGAAUGCUGUGAUGAGCCCAAGAAGAGAUCCUCGUCGUCUAAAAAGACAUUACUGACUGUGAAUUCCACGGUGGUCGACAAGUUGCAAAGAACACCAAGAUGGUCUGAUUGCCAUUGCACUUUCUGCACUUCUUGGCUAUCCUCUUCCAACCAUUCUCUCUUUGUCAAUGUCCAACAACCCAAAGAGAACAAGGCACAGGAGAAUGUAGUGUUCAUACAUGGGUUUUUAUCAUCAUCCACGUUUUGGACGGAGACUCUGUUCCCAAACUUCUCAGAGUCGGCCAAAUCGAAUUAUAGGUUUCUAGCAGUGGAUCUGUUGGGGUACGGGAAAAGUCCAAAGCCGAAUGAUUCACUGUAUACACUGAAAGAGCACUUAGAGAUGAUAGAGAGAUCAGUGAUAUCUCAGUUCAGACUCAAGACAUUCCACGUAGUGGCUCACUCCCUAGGCUGCAUAUUGGCUCUUGCCCUCGCGGUUAAACACCCAGGAGCCAUCAAGUCACUCACUCUAUUGGCACCUCCAUAUUUUUCGGUCCCAAAGGGAGUGCAAGCGACGCAAUAUGUGAUGAGAAGAUUGGCUCCCAAGGAAGUGUGGCCUCCGAUGGCCUUUGGAGCCUCAGUGGCUAGCUGGUACGAGCACGUUAGCCGCACCGUCAGUCUCGUUCUUUGCAAGAACCACCACUUGUUGGAAUUUCUCACCAAGCUACUCACCAGAAACAGGAUGCGGACGUAUUUGAUAGAAGGCUUUCUGUGCCACACACACAACGCAUCGUGGCACACAUUACACAACAUUAUUUUCGGGUCCGGGAACAAAGUGGAGGCCUAUCUGGACCACGUACGUGACAACGUGGACUGUGAGGUCACCGUCUUCCACGGCGGCCGGGACGAGCUCAUCCCAGUGGAGUGCAGCUAUGGCGUCAAGAGGAAAGUGCCACGUGCCAGGAUCCACGUCGUCCCCGACAAAGACCACAUCACCAUUGUUGUUGGGAGGCAGAAGGAGUUCGCCCGUGAACUUGAGCUCAUUUGGCGCAAAUCCACUACUACUCCUCAACUUCAUUCAAAUUAAAUUAACUUUUCUUCGUUUCAGUAUAUAUACAUAUAUAUAUAUAUAUAAAUACCAAACUCCAACCACUAUUGUUGAAAUCAUCAUCUUAUACCCAUUUACGCCCGCAUAUGUCGGUCACUAGCCCCUUCCUACGUAUUAAGGGAAUAAAAAAACAUAAAGUUGUUUAAUUUCUUUGUUCCUCUUUCUUUAUUAUUUUGAGUUUUAAGAGCAAGCCCAAUAGAGACACUAUUGGUGGGUGUCUUAUUGAUUAAUUAUUAAUAUUUUGUGUGUUUUUUGUAUAUAAGAUACUUUAUAAUAUUUUGUUAUUUUAGAGCAUAC